This is a messenger RNA of Paramacrobiotus metropolitanus, 1068 nucleotides long. RefSeq names its product protein NATD1-like. The transcript is spliced from 6 exons. NCBI's taxonomy places the organism in Eukaryota, Metazoa, Tardigrada, Eutardigrada, Parachela, Macrobiotidae. The coding region runs from base 549 to 926 and encodes 125 amino acids. The record is from RefSeq and is a predicted model, not a curated record.
GAAUAAGUAAUUAAAGGUACUCAUGGUGAGGUACUGAGACUUCUGUAUGUAGUCAUUACAAUACUGCUUGGUGUUUGUGCUUGUGUCUUGUAGUUCUUGGUAGGUAACAGUAAAUACUGUACAGUAUUCUCAUGAAAAAUUUUUCUUUGAGUAUUGGCAGUCUGUGAACAAUAACAUGAAUAAUUAUUGCCGCUGAAGGUAAUACGCGAAAAUGCAUUCUGCUCAGCUCAGACUAGUUCGACUUAAAAUUAACCGAAAGAAGCGAUAAUCCCUGGAGGAAGAAAGACUGGAGAACGAAAGCGUACUUAACUCAUUGUCAGCUACAGUAACUGCCUGCUGCUUCUUCUCAAUAUAACUAGAUUCCAGCUGAUAAUUCUACUUUCUUGAUAUAAACCGUCAAAGAACUCUGGUUGAGGAAUUGUCGCUCCCAUUUUUCAAGGUUCUCUGGUGGAAUGCUGUGUGGGUACAUUAUUGUAAGCUUGAAUUAUUACUGCACUGAUCUGUGCUAGGUUGUUAUCACUAUUUGAUUGAAUUUGGUUCUUAUUCUGAUGCUGAGAGGAACGAUAACAAGACUUACAAACCUCCUGGAGCUGAAGGCUUGGUCGCCUACAAUCGUUUCCCGGACGAUGGCUUCCGUUCAGCACGACGAAAGAAAGAGGAAGUUUUACAUUCCCACGGGUGCGAAGGACGCGCAUUUAACAUACGAAUUGCCCAGAGAAGGGAUAAUAGAUUUUCAACACACUUUCGUGCCCGAAGAUCUCAGAGGCCAAGGAAUUGCCGCUAAACUGGUGGACCAGGGACUUAGAUAUGCAGCCGCGGAAAAUUUAAAAGUGAAGUUGACUUGUUCAUACACGGAAGACUACGUGAACAAAAACAGAACCAAAAUUUCGUCAGAUCCCUUGCUCGGAAAAAUCGAAUUCUUAUGAUAAACCGACCCGUUCAGCGUUCUCAUCAGUUACAGCAAAGCUUUAUUAGCGCGUCUAUCAACCCUUUUUUACCGUGACGAGGAUGCUGUCCAGUGUGGUAGAGCAGUAAAACCUUCGUUACGCAAUAAAAAUGGUACCAGAA